Molecule: messenger RNA, 2019 nt
Organism: Canis lupus familiaris (dog)
Lineage: Eukaryota; Metazoa; Chordata; Mammalia; Carnivora; Canidae
Gene: U2AF2
Product: U2 small nuclear RNA auxiliary factor 2
Exons: 12
Coding region: 1-1428 (475 amino acids)
Biological process (GO): mRNA processing
Cellular component (GO): nucleus; U2-type prespliceosome; U2AF complex
Molecular function (GO): pre-mRNA 3'-splice site binding; poly-pyrimidine tract binding
Source: RefSeq, a predicted model, not a curated record
AUGUCGGACUUCGACGAGUUCGAGCGGCAGCUCAACGAGAAUAAGCAAGAACGGGACAAGGAGAACCGGCACCGCAAGCGUAGCCACAGCCGCUCGCGAAGCCGGGACCGCAAGCGCCGGAGCCGGAGCCGUGAUCGGCGCAACCGGGACCAGCGGAGUGCCUCCAGGGACAGGCGGCGACGAAGCAAACCUUUGACCAGAGGCGCUAAAGAGGAGCACGGUGGAUUGAUUCGUUCCCCCCGCCAUGAGAAGAAGAAGAAGGUCCGUAAAUAUUGGGAUGUCCCCCCGCCUGGCUUCGAGCACAUCACCCCCAUGCAGUACAAGGCCAUGCAAGCGGCGGGUCAGAUUCCAGCCACCGCCCUCCUUCCCACCAUGACCCCUGAUGGCCUGGCUGUGACCCCGACGCCGGUGCCCGUGGUCGGGAGCCAGAUGACCAGACAGGCCCGGCGCCUCUACGUGGGGAACAUCCCCUUUGGCAUCACUGAGGAGGCCAUGAUGGAUUUCUUCAACGCCCAGAUGCGCCUUGGGGGUCUGACCCAGGCUCCUGGCAACCCCGUCUUGGCUGUGCAGAUUAACCAGGACAAGAACUUUGCUUUCUUGGAGUUCCGCUCAGUGGAUGAGACCACCCAGGCCAUGGCCUUUGAUGGCAUCAUCUUCCAGGGCCAGUCGCUGAAGAUCCGUAGGCCUCAUGACUACCAACCCCUGCCUGGCAUGUCGGAGAACCCCUCUGUCUACGUCCCUGGAGUUGUGUCCACCGUGGUCCCGGACUCUGCCCACAAGCUGUUCAUCGGGGGCUUACCCAAUUACCUGAACGACGACCAGGUCAAAGAGCUGCUGACGUCGUUUGGGCCUCUCAAGGCCUUCAACCUGGUCAAGGACAGCGCCACAGGGCUCUCCAAGGGCUACGCCUUCUGUGAGUACGUGGACAUCAACGUUACGGAUCAGGCUAUUGCGGGGCUGAAUGGGAUGCAGCUGGGAGAUAAGAAAUUGCUCGUGCAGAGGGCAAGUGUGGGAGCCAAGAAUGCCACGCUGGUGAGCCCCCCGAGCACCAUCAACCAGACCCCCGUGACCCUGCAAGUGCCGGGCCUCAUGAGCUCCCAGGUACAGAUGGGCGGCCACCCAACGGAGGUCCUGUGCCUCAUGAACAUGGUGCUGCCCGAGGAGCUGCUAGACGAUGAGGAGUAUGAGGAGAUUGUGGAGGAUGUGCGAGAUGAGUGCAGCAAGUAUGGGCUUGUCAAGUCCAUUGAGAUCCCCCGGCCUGUGGAUGGCGUCGAGGUGCCCGGCUGUGGAAAGAUCUUCGUGGAGUUCACCUCUGUGUUUGACUGCCAGAAAGCCAUGCAGGGCCUGACCGGUCGCAAGUUCGCCAACAGAGUGGUUGUCACAAAAUACUGUGACCCCGACUCUUACCACCGCCGGGACUUCUGGUAGAGGUGGAGGGGGAGGGUGGGGGAAGGGCUGGCUGGGGGUGUCUCCCCCUCCACCCCCCCUUUUCCCCCUCUGAAGAAGAUGGGCAGAGGAGUGACAGCCGAACGACAGCCGACAGCCGGCAGCAACUGGAAUGGCAGCGAUCGGGGCGGGGAGGGCAAUGGGGAAGUGUGCGCACAGGCCCACACACAUGCACCCACAGACACAGAGGGAAGGGGGGCGGGGAGGGGGUGCACAGCAGGGCGGGUAGGACCCCCAUGGCCCCUCCCCAGAACAGCCUCUCCUCCCUCUCCUACCCGCCCCCGUCCCCACUGUAGAAACAUAAGUGUGUUUAUAUUUUAUGGCCAAACUAUUUUGAAUUCUGUUGUCCACACUCCCCCGUGCCCUGCCUUAUCCCUCCAGGACCACAGCUCCCGUCCUCCUGGCCUCCGGUCCUACCCCCGUGCGCCCCCCCCCCCUCCUGUGCCCUCCCUGGUUUCUUACGUAGUUGACUCUCCUCUCUAGUCUCCCUGACCUGCGGCCCCCGUUUCCUCUCUGUGGCAGUUUCAUAUUUGCUAAGACGAAUUUGCUCAUUAAACAUUUUGUUGUAUUUUA